CCUGAAGAGGCUACACCCGGGUGGAGUCUUAGAUCACAAGAGCCUUCUGAAAUGAGGAGCCAAGACGACUUGGCGACAGUUUCCUCUUAAGUUUCCUGGAGAGAGACUCAGGUACAGAAAUAUCCUUACCGCUACCUGACCUGAGGCAGGAGAAACCGCUGACAGCUUGGAGACCAGCCCCGCCAUGUGCACCACCAGCGCCUGUGACCUGGAGGAGAUCCCUCUGGAUGAUAAUGACCCAGACAGCAUGGAGUUCAAAAUCUUGGAGUUCUACGUCAGACACCACGUCCUCAAGAACACCUCUGAUGUCCUCUCACCAAAGCUCCUGAGAACAAGAAGUUUGUCCCAGAAAGGGCCAGAGAGUUGGCUGGCAAAUGAAACAUGGAUACAGCGGCCACAGCCUUGCAGAAAUUCCCAAUCAAACGAGAAGACCAUAAAAUUUGUCAAGAAAAAGCCAUCUUGGAGAACACUCUUCGGAGUAGCAGAGAAGGAGGAGGACUCACAGAGCUCACCUCCGGAAUUCCGUCUCGAGGGGAAAAGGAGGAAGGGACCUCAGAGUGGUCCUCACAGUCCACAGUGGCCGAGGUCCCUCUCCAAUGUGGAACAGCGCUUAGAGCGUGAAGCCGUGGACCCCAACGUUGUUUCUAUUGCCAACCGAGUUGCUGAAAUCGUUUAUUCCUGGCCGCCACCAGAAGAGCUCCACAGCCUGGGAGGAAGCUUCAGGUCCAAAGGGAUUUGGGUAUGCCAGGGUCUCCAGCUUCAGGGCGCCCAGACUAGAGCUGCAAGUGCAAAGAAAGUGGAUGAUGAGGGGCCGAGCUGGCUCCUGAGUUUGCAGCAUGCUAAAUUAGAAGGCAAAAGAUUUUUCUUCAAACGUGGUGGUGGCUCCCAACCCCAGAAGCAAAGUGAUGGAGAAGACCAAAUAAUUGCCAGAAUCGUGGAGCUGCUGAAAUAUUCGGGGGAUCAGUUGGAAAGAGAGUUGAAGAGAGACAAGACUUUGAUGAACAUCUUCCAGGACGGGCUGUCCUACCCUGUUUUCAAGACCAUCACAGACCAGUUCCUAAGGGGUGUGGACACCAGGGGAGAAUCAGAGGUCAACGCUCAGGGCUUUAAGGCUGCUCUUGCAAUAGACGCCAUGGCCAAGCUCACAGCCAUCGACAACCACCCCAUGAACAGGAUGCUGGGCUUUGGGACCAAAUACCUGAAGGAGAACUUCUCGCCCUGGGUCCAGCAGCAUGGUGGAUGGGAAAAAGUACUUGGGAUACCACAUGAAGAAACAGACUGAAACACCAGAGGAUUUGUAAUCUAGAAUACCCAUGGUCCAACUCUGGUCUUGUGUACAUCAGUCUCAGCACAGACUACGGGAGAAAACAAAAAUGGACAAGGCAGAAGGAGGAGCAAAGGCUGCAAAACCACUACCUCCUGCAAAUCAAGAGGCAUCAGGAAAGGCCUUGACCGUCUCCAGCUCAUGGAAUGUGGUAGCACGGCCCUUGCCAUCCGUGUUUGCAGGUCUUCCACUGAGCGUGUAAGGAAGCCUAGAAAGACAAGUGCUAAUGUUCCCUUCAAAUGCUCAGAACAGAAACCAUCACCCUGCCUCUGCUGGGCACUUUAGGGAAAGUGCGUGACAGAUGCUUGUUGACCUCAUGAGGGUGAAAUGAUAAAUGGUACGUGUGC
Molecule: messenger RNA, 1671 nt
Organism: Hippopotamus amphibius kiboko
Lineage: Eukaryota; Metazoa; Chordata; Mammalia; Artiodactyla; Hippopotamidae
Gene: BCL2L14
Product: BCL2 like 14
Exons: 7
Coding region: 185-1282 (365 amino acids)
Biological process (GO): regulation of apoptotic process
Source: RefSeq, a predicted model, not a curated record